AGUGCAGGCGGGCUAGAAGCUAACAAGUUGACUCAAUAUCGGUGGUAAAUUGGUCGUAGAAAUCAUUCCAGUGCUCGUGAAGGUAUUUCUUAAUUGUCUAAACUUUAAUAUUUGGACCUACAUGACGCGGCUGGAUUGAGGAGGAAGCCAGCCAUCACAGGCUAGAGCAGUUACUACCUAGUAAUAAACAUUAAAACGUCGACAGCUAACAGUUAGCAGACAGACGAACGGACCGAGGACUGGCUGAAUACUUACAGCCAGUGCUUUCCUUCCGUGAGCCAGUCAGACAACCCACCGGCAGACCCCCGACGAAGCCAAGAUAUGCAGUUGUCAGCGCAGCGCUGACAGGCCUGACUCUGGUUUAACACGACCAUGGAGUCCUCUUCUGAGUCCCAACAGGAGCCCGAGAAAACUUUGCACCAUGCAGAGUUGAGAGAGCACCAUGCCACCUCCGCUGCUGUAGUGUGCGGUGAUGACACCGUCCUUCUGACCCCAGGCAGGAUGAGCCAGCGCCAGGCGAAGGAGCGGGACAAGGAGAGGGAGAAGGAGGCGGGCCUCCAAACGCCCAACAGGGAGCAUGUCGCCACCCCUUCAACCCUCAGCCCGGGGGUCAGCUACAGCUACGGUUUCGAGAGAGGGAAGGAGGACCUCUUGCCUCUGCCUUUGAAAGAGGACUCACAUUCCAUAUCUAAGAGCAAGUCUGAAACAAAGCUGUACAAUGGCUCAGACAAGGAUGUGUCGGCGUCUGGAGGAAAGCUCACCAAGAAGGAGUCCCUCAAGGUUCAGAAGAAAAACUACAGGGAAGAAAAAAAGAGGGCAACCAAGGAGCUGCUCAGCACCAUCACUGAUCCCUCUGUCAUCGUCAUGGCCGACUGGCUAAAGAUCCGUGGCACUCUGAAGAGCUGGACCAAGCUGUGGUGUGUGUUGAAACCGGGCGUCCUGCUCAUCUAUAAAACCCACAAAAAUGGCCAGUGGGUGGGAACGGUGCUGCUCAAUGCCUGCGAGCUGAUCGAGAGGCCCUCGAAGAAGGACGGCUUCUGCUUCAAGCUCUUCCACCCGCUGGAACAGUCUAUCUGGGCCGUCAAGGGUCCUAAAGGAGAAGCAGUGGGCUCCAUCACGCAGCCAUUACCCAGCAGCCACCUCAUCUUCCGUGCUGCCUCUGAGUCUGAUGGUCGGUGCUGGAUGGACGCCUUAGAGCUGGCCCUGAAGUGCUCCAGCCUGCUGAAGAGAACCAUGAUCCGCGAGGGGAAGGAGGACAUGAGCACAGUGGCCACUGGCGGAGAACACUCCAUUAAUUUCUACAGCCUCCUCCGAGCCCACAACAUACACGGUUUCCAGUUCAACGACAGUGACCAUUUGAAAGACCCGGACUUGUAUUCAGACAAGUCAGACAGGGAGGGAGAGCAGGACCAUGAGGAGUCCGACCCAGAAGGCUUGGAGAAGAGUGAGGAGAGCGACAGCGACACAUCAGAGCGCCAAGACGACUCGUACAUCGACCUCGAUCCUAACGAACAUCUACGGGAAACCCCGUACCUGGAGCAAUCCCAUGAGGAACUGGGAGAGGCUGGUGAGGCUGCCCAGACAGAGACGGUAUCAGAGGAGAAUAAAUCUCUAAUCUGGACUUUGCUGAAGCAGGUCCGGCCUGGCAUGGACCUGUCCAAGGUGGUGUUGCCCACCUUCAUCCUGGAGCCAAGAUCCUUCUUGGACAAACUCUCCGACUACUACUACCACGCAGACUUCCUGUCAGAGGCUGCAAUCGAAGAGAACGCCUACAACCGGAUGAAGAAGGUGGUGAAGUGGUACAUCUCUGGGUUUUAUAAAAAGCCAAAGGGGUUGAAGAAGCCUUACAACCCCAUUAUCGGAGAGACGUACCGCUGCAUGUGGCUCCACCAGAAGACCAACAGCAAGACCUUCUACAUCGCAGAACAGGUAUCCCAUCAUCCUCCAGUGUCAGCCUUCUAUGUCAGCAACAGGAAGGAUGGAUUCUGCCUCAGUGGCAGCAUCCUGGCCAAGUCCAAGUUUUACGGAAACUCCCUGUCAGCCAUAUUAGACGGGGAGGCUCGGCUCACUUUUCUCAACCGAGGGGAGGACUACGUCAUGAACAUGCCCUACGCUCACUGUAAAGGCAUCCUGUACGGCACCAUGACCCUGGAGCUGGGUGGCCAGAUCACUAUCGCAUGUGAGAAAACGGGCUACAGCGCUCAGCUCGAGUUCAAGCUGAAGCCGUUCCUGGGCAGCAGCGACAGUGUCAAUCAGGUCUCUGGAAAGAUCAAGCUGGGAAAGGAGGUGUUAGCCACGCUGGAAGGACACUGGGACAGCGAGAUCUUCAUCAAUGACAAGAAGACAGGGACGGUGGACACUUUCUGGAACCCGACACCAGAGCUGAGACAGAGUCGACUGACCCGCUGCACUGUCCCGCCAGAGGAGCAGGGAGAGUGUGAAUCAGAAAGACUGUGGCAGCACGUGACACGGGCCAUCAACAGCAAGGACCAGACCGAGGCCACCAAUGAGAAGUUCAUUCUGGAGGAAGCUCAGAGGAAGUCGGCCCGCGAGCGGAAAGCCAAAUGCGAGGAGUGGAUCCCUGCCCUGUUUGAGCAGGACCCCAUCACCGGAGAGUGGCAUUACAGAUAUGCCGACACAAGGCCAUGGGAUCCACUCAACGACCUGAUCCAGUUUGAGAAAGACGGCUGUAUCCAGACCAAGGUCCGACACCGCACCCCUAUGGUACGUUCUGGCAGUCUUAUUAGUCUGAGUAACCAGGGGCCGCGGAGGGACAAUUGCAAGUGCCAGGUAACGGUGCCAAAGAGGAAACACAAGAGUGACAAGCCCAAAAGCCCAGAGAGUGGCUGCUCCUCACCUGAACCCGACCGCCAAGACUCGUCUGGCAGCGAACGACACAAAAGCAAGCAUAACAGUCGGCUGAGGAAGAAAGGAGCCGACCUCAGUGAACUUCAAAGUGCCAUUGAAUCCAUAAAGCAGACGCAGGAGGACAUUAACAGGAGCAUCAGUGUGCUGCGGAGUCGUGCGGUGGGCCGGGUGGAGGGCGGCUCCUUCCUCCAGCAGCGCGACUACAUCAUCAUCGUUUUCCUCAUCCUCCUUCAGGUCCUGAUCAACUACGUUUUCAAGUAGCAGCCAUACCCCACAGGGAGAGUGGUGCCCUUACACACACACACACGCACACACACACACACACACACUCUCUGAGCCUUAGGCGUCACAAUGGGGUACUAAGAGAACCUUUACCUUUCACAAUAAGUGACUACAGCAGUCUCCUCCGACUCUCUUCUUCUCUGUCUUUAUUAAAUCCAACUGCACACGUCCAGGAAAGUGGAGACUUCAACACAAAAACAGACUUUUUAAAACUCGUAUUUAUUUUUAAGCAGUCCAUUCCAAAACUCUGAACAGAUCCACAGAUUUCAAAGGGGAGAGGAGCAGCGAUAAGGAGAGGCUGUUGGUGAGAUUUUUGGCGUGAUGAAGUCUCGACUGCCACUCUGGAGCUUAUUGAUUUGCCUUGAUGUAAGAGGCAAAGACAGCAGCCAUUUUUUUUUUUUUAGCUGGUCUUUGUUUUUUUUGUUUUUGUUUUUUUUCCCGAUGGAGUGAAACGGCUCUGUUGAUUCACAUUUCACCUCAAACGACAGGGAACCUUUUAACAUGGAGGCGAGUAACCAUGACUCAGAUGGUAACAAAGAUUAAAAAACAAAACAAAACAAAAAAACAACUUUAAUUUUAAUGUUUUUUUUAAAUGAUUUACUUCUUUGCUUGGUGUGUCCUUUGUGAAUAGGGGGUGUGGUUGGAACAAAAAAAAAGCAAUGAUAAGGGAGAAAGAAACAAAGUGGUCCAAAUCUAUGUGACUUUUAUUUUUUUAUUCUCACACACUUUCAUAUCGGCUGGGUUUUUAAACACGUGGGAACAGACGAGGAAAACAAAUAACACAAGUGAUAUUGUCAAAAGGAACAGAAGCUAUAAUUUCAGCUGUGUAGUAAAACUUCACCUUUUCAUACCACGUCUAAAAAAAACAAAAAACGUCAGAUGUUUGACACGUCAUUGUAUACUGUAGGUAGCAUGUACAGACGGGAGCCUGCUUAGGACAUUAGCCCCAUGUACAGUAUUUUGUUUAAAGGCACAAAUGUACUGGAAAUGUUUGUAUUGUUAAUUCUGUCGUCAUUUUUAUCAGUUCUACCAGCGCUCGAGUGCACAUUUCUGCUCUGAGGAGGUCUGGAGCAUCAAGAAGAUGAUUUUUGUACUUCAGUGACCACUGCCCUUUGUUCCGGGUAAAGGGAGAACGAUAUGUUAAAGUGUUCGUGGUGAGAACGCACAGAUUCACCUGAGCUAAGCGAUGCAGUUUUAGCUCCGAUGGCAUGUUAAAGGAACAGGAGACGAAAUGCACUUAUUUGUUUUCUUGACAGUUAGACGAGAAAUUGAUACCACUCUCACAUCUCACACUUUAUACCGCUUCAAGCUCCAUCCUUAAAAGUGUAGGUAUUAAUGUGUUAGAGAGCUUACAAGGUGCUGAUGGGUGGAUUCUGUUUCCACUGAGCAGAGUCAGGCUCUUGUUUAGAGUCUUAAUGCUAAGCUAAGCUAGCCAUGCAUUAGCUUUACCAUGCAGAGGGGUAUCAAUCUUCUCAUCUAACCUACAGCAAGAAAGUGAGUAUGUGUGUUUCCCAAAAUAAAUUCAGACUGUCUUUAAAAUGAAUUAUUUAAACAGAGUUGAGUUGCGUGCUGUACAGACUGACCGGCCUGUAGGAUGGUCUCCAAAUGUCAGAAGACUCCAGACCGAGCCAUGGAAGAGAAAACACCUUAACACUCCACUGAGCUGCUAACUCUCAGCAGCAUCAUGGCAAAGAGCUCAGAGUCAUCAGUCAUCACUUCCAGUGCUUUUGCACCUCAAACGUUAACCAGGACAACUAGAGCUAGACGAGUGAGAGGAGAAGAUGGACUUUUUACUACGAUCACCACAGUGUACCAUUCCAAAUGUACGCAAGUACCAGCCAAACUCAGUGUGUUAGAGUAGGAGUCGGCCCCGUUUACUGUGUAAAUAUCCAACGGGACGUCUCGUUCCUCGCGAGUAGCGCGUGAACUUUCAGCACCAAGGUUUGCAAUACAGACACUCUCCCGCGCUGUGUGCACAAGCCAGUCUUUUCAACCUUGUGUGUCUUUCUGUCCACUGCUCUGUAGAUACUCAUGGACAUUGGUAAACAGAAAAACAACAACAACAGAAAAACAGAUUAGGGACACAUAAAUAGAUUCCAGUUGAAAAUGAAUCCAAUAUGUUGCUGUUCCUCAGCAGUAGUUACCUGCUACAUCUGAAAAGUUAAAGUCUCAGAAGUAAAUGGCUUUUAGACCUCACUGUGGACCUUUUUAACCAUGCAGUCUGUCAGGAUUUUCUCCAACUAGGUACCUAUUAAUUGAGGCCAUUCAAAAAAAAAAAAGAUCAGACCCACUAAUGGCCCACACCCGGAGCAUUGAUUUUGUGUAUCUGUUCGCCUGUCAUGAUGUUAGCCUUGUCAACGUUUACAUAUCCGAUUGCCUCCGCCGUCAGCAGACUGUUAAGUGAUGAAAACUUUGUAACGCUAACACAGGUUUAAAGAAAAACUGGUAGCAUCGUCGGGAACCAGCUGUACCCCUGUAAGUUACCCGGCUGGCCCGUGUGUAUCUGUUUGUGUGUAUUUUUGUGUAUCCACAUUGCCUCAAUCGCUCAUCUUUAAUAGAGAAUCCAGAUAUUAGAAUGUGGAGAAAUAAGUUUAUACCAGUGCCUUCUAGAGUCGGACUGGGGAGGGGGGUCGAUAGGGGGGGGUUUAGUGGAGGUGAUGGGAGGACAGCAGGGGUGUGUGUGUGUGGGGAGUGGGUGGCUGAUGUGGAGCAUACAGACGUAGCCAGAGUCCAGGUCUUAAGGUCAACGAAUGGUGAAGGGAAGGAUCUGGAAUAAAAAGCAUCAGGCCCACGUCCCCAGGGCUUGGACACUGUACUCGGACCAGGACUGAGGGACUCUGGCUGCAGUCACUGUAGAGCGGACGUGCCAUAUGAAGCCUUAGAAACGAGUCAGGCUCCUGCUCCGCAGCUUUCCGCCCCACCCGGCUCCUGCUUCCUCUCCCGAAGUGUCGCCAUAGUAACGCACCUGUAGGUUUCCGGAUGCUGAUUCCUGCCACAGGAGAAAGAGAGAGAGAAAGGGAGGGAGGGAGGGAGAGAGACCCCUCCUCUCCAUUGUUGUCCUUGUCUCUCUCUCUCGCUCUCUCACACACCAAAUUCAGAGGGAAAUAAACAUCUCCGCUGUCUGUUAUUGUCGCUGUAUCUGUGAAAAUAAUACAUUUUAUUUAUUACUCUUUUGUAUGUGGGUGUAUGUUGAAUUUUUUUUUUCUGCUUUUAGCGUGAGAUCUCUGUUCUCUUUCCUUAUCUGAUGUUUUUGAAAAAUGAUUUUAAAACCACAGUUUUUACAGGUUUUAUUCCACUCCUCCUCCUUACUUGACAUCACACACGAGCCACUGUCCUCAACUUGUGCACACUGUCGACCGACAACUGCCCCUAUCUCUACCACACACAUAGACACACACACACCCUUUUUCCUAUCUGAGUACCUGAAUAUAUUUACUGUAUCUCCAUGGCAACUAUAACUUCUUAGAAGUUUAUGGCCACAUGUAACAUGACACAGAAUAAAAACAGAUGACAUCG
This is a messenger RNA of Toxotes jaculatrix (banded archerfish), 6666 nucleotides long. It is a transcript of the gene osbpl8, whose product is annotated as oxysterol binding protein-like 8. The transcript has 24 exons. The record is from RefSeq and is a predicted model, not a curated record. Gene Ontology annotation, cellular component: cytosol; membrane; intracellular membrane-bounded organelle. Gene Ontology annotation, molecular function: cholesterol binding. The coding region runs from base 373 to 3129 and encodes 918 amino acids. NCBI's taxonomy places the organism in Eukaryota, Metazoa, Chordata, Actinopteri, Toxotidae.